AUGAGUGGACGGACCACACCAAAUUUCACCACGCAGCAGCUCAAGGACCAGAAGCGCCAUUCCCGCAACCCCUCUCACUUGGAUGCACUCAAAAAGGCUCAGAUCAAUGGAAGAAGCAGUGAGAAUGUGCUCGCGUCGCUGCGAGCUACGCAGCUGGCUGGUUCGAAGCCGCUGUUGCCUGCCGAGUUGAUUGCGACGAUCUUGGACUACCUUCCAGUCUCGGAUCUGCUGAGAUUCGCCAGAGUGUCCCGGAGACUGCAGGAGAUGGUUUACGACGAUACGAGAUGGAUCCAGAAGCUGAAUGCGAUGAGGGCGUGGAACGAGGCAGAAGCCCGACAGCGAAUGGAGGAGGCUGUGAAACGAAAGACGCAAACACAGCGGACUAAACAGACGCAUGAGGCAGACAGGACCGUCGCACAUCCAGGGAGCGUGAAUGGGUUCACUGGGAUCGGAAGACAACAUUCGGCGAGCACGAUGCUAUUCGAUGCCAGUUUAGAAGAGCAGAAGAGCAAGCGCAGAUUGUCGGAAGGAUUCAGUGAGGCGGCCAUAUCUUCCGCUCCGCCUGAUGCGCCCACAGCGCUGUCGAUCUUCAAACGAGUGAAAUCAAUCCGAGGUCAUGCCAGACACGAAUUUGGAAAGAUCUACGGCGCAUUGGGUCCAAUAUACUUCGAUCUCGCGCAAUCGACAGGCCAUUCCGAUGCGCUCAUCUACCGAACGUACCGCGAUCCCGAACAGCAGGCCCAGAUUCUGGCCAAUCUCAAGCGAUUUGCUCAAUGUGAUCUCUCACACGGUAGAGCAGAACGAGAACAGCGGCUUGACACUAUGAUUGGUGUGUUUGAGGAUGCGGUGUUGCAAGAAUUCGCACAAGGGUACGCGGCGAGUGAUGUGGAUGGCCGAAUGCGCCGAUAUGCUCAUGUCAUGGUCUCCCUGAAUGGAGGUGCUGCGGCAGUGGAUUCUUUCAUCUCAAACCAUUCCAUCAUGACCAAGACUAGCCGGGCCGGCAACCCGCUGGAUUGUCUGGAGGACGUAGCCUCAGGACAUGUCGACCUCAACCCGUCACAGAGAUUUUUUGAACGAAUAGCUUCGGUUAUGUUGGAACAGGCAGAUGUAAUCGACAGAGUAUUCCCACACAGCGUGGAUGUGUUGACCGCUUUCUGGGCGCGUGUAUGCGAGGAUGUGAUUGCGGAGUAUUUAACAGUGCUCUUCGACAAAGCGCAUGCGAAGGGCAACGGAACCUACGUCAAGGCGGUGGCCGGAACGUUUGGGCAGGCUUUGCGGCUGAUGGCGUCUCUCAGAUCGACGAAAGCAUCUCCGCCUGAUUUUGCCGACCGCUCGAAGCAAGUUCUGGUCCGUUGUUUUGACAAGCACAUCGAUCUGUACCUCGCGGAAGAGUUCGAAGUCUUCCGGAGCAAGGCUGAGGCGGAUGUCAAUCAGUGGGAGAAGGAGCUGUCAGAGCAGGAGGCGUCGACAGAAUCAUUCUUCAUGUCCAACAUCAAUCGUCAGGCGGCGAAGAGGGACUUCCUUUCGUCGUUCAGAAAGGUGGUAAUGAUGCCGGUUAAUGCCUUCCCGAUAUCGUCACCCUUCGGCACCGCGAAACCCGUGGCCGUCACCGGUCGGCAGAAUUUGGACGAUCUGGACGGUCGACCCAGGACGCCGCCGAUACGUACCACGACGCCUCAACAAGAAGCUCCCACGACGGAGCUAGCAGCUAAGGCGGCCAUCAUGAACUCCAAACUGGAGGGUAUCAAGUCAUUAUUUAGUAUCGAAGUCGCAUUGAACCUGACGCAUCUCGCAAAGGCAUCCAUCGAACGAGCAGCAUUGAUGGCACAAAUGGGAGGAGACGAAGGACAAGAAGCACAACGACAGUGUCGGAAUAUAUUCGUGAAGAUGCUGGAGAUUUUGGGGUCCCGCCAUAUCAAAAAUGGCUUCGACAAAGCAGUCACACAUCUUGGGACGUACAAUCCGCGGGAGGUCAAAUUCAAGGAGACGGCGAAAACGCGCGAAACCCUGGACACGAAUGCGCAUGCUGGUGUGGAGCCACUGGUUACAUUCCUCGAACUGGUAAAUGUCGGUGAUCUGAUUCAACAAAUGGUCGACGUCUUCUACUCGCAGGAGUUGGUGGCCCCAAGACUGGUCGACCGCGACGACUUCCUCGACCCGGCAGUGAAAGAGAAGAAGAAGUUUGAGCAAAUGCUCGACGAACGCGUGGCCGCCGGGCUGAACAAAGGCAUCGACGUCCUGAUGGAUGAGGUGGAGUACAUUUGUGCGACCAAUCAGACGCCAACCGAUUUCAGCCCAGCCUCGCAGAUAUCAGAUGUCGGUCCGAGCACAACCGCCAAACAGGUUGUCGAUGUCGUCAGCGGCCACUCCGGCAUGCUUGUCGGCAGUACGGACAAGAACAUGCUCGACGUCUUCAACCAGGAAGUUGGGCUCCGGCUCUUCGCAGUGCUGUGUAAGCAUUUCAAACGACAACGUAUUUCAGUAGACGGCGCAAUUCGGCUCAUUUCGGACAUCAACCACUACAGCGCUUUCGUCGGCACCCUCCGCCAGAAACAACUCACGCCAUACUUUGAAGCGUUGCGGGAGCUGUCGCAGAUCUAUCUCGCCAAGGAGCUUGCAACGAUCAUCGCGGACUCGCAGCGGUAUCAUGGAAUCAUCACGACGGAGGAGGUCUACGAAUUCGCGGAGAGAAGGGCGGAUUGGUAUCUGGUCAAAGGAGAUGUAGAGAGGGCGAUGUAUGGCGUGGGAUGUGUUACGAUGUAA
Molecule: messenger RNA, 2763 nt
Organism: Zymoseptoria tritici IPO323
Lineage: Eukaryota; Fungi; Ascomycota; Dothideomycetes; Mycosphaerellales; Mycosphaerellaceae
Exons: 2
Coding region: 1-2763 (920 amino acids)
Biological process (GO): exocytosis; Golgi to plasma membrane transport
Cellular component (GO): exocyst; cytoplasm
Molecular function (GO): protein binding
Source: RefSeq, a predicted model, not a curated record